This is a messenger RNA of Manis javanica (Malayan pangolin), 1609 nucleotides long. NCBI's taxonomy places the organism in Eukaryota, Metazoa, Chordata, Mammalia, Pholidota, Manidae. The record is from RefSeq and is a predicted model, not a curated record.
CUUUUCUGCCUCCGGACUUCUCUACCUAAUGAAACCCUUGAUUCCAACUCCUCUGACUGUGAGGGGACCACCCAGCAGAUUGCCUCCCAUGACCUGCAGAGAGACAUGGACUAGGAGUCACAGAUGCAGAAAACACAAACUCUCACCUGUUACUUCCAGCAGCCAACGAGCUGUGGGACUAUGAAAAUUUGGUUGGUGACAUUAAGAAGACAUUCCUCCAACAUCUGGAAUGCCCUUCAUAGUGUCCUUGAUGUCCCAAGGGCUUGGCAAUGGUCACAUGAAGCCCAUGGCCUUAGGACUUCUGCUACAUGUCACCAAGGCAGAAUCUCUGGAGCCCUUGUCUGAUCCAAGCACAGAAAUUAGCCUCUGGGAAGGCAACCAGGAUCUUCAAUCCCAGCUGGCAAAGUGCAAGCAGGACCUGCGAGACCUCAGGGAGAAAUUCCUUAUGACCAGAGCUACUGCCUGCUCCUUGGCCAACCAGCUGAAGAAACACAAGUCUGAGGAGUACAAAGACAUCAUCCAACCCAUGCUGGAGGAGAAGCUGCACCUUGGGCAGGGGAUGCUGGCAGAGAGGCAGAUGCUGGCAGAUAUGCUCAAGGAAUGCAUCACCCUGACUGAAGGUCAGGAGCAAGACCUGGCCCAGCUGAAGCAUAAGUUACAGGAAGUGGGAAAGGUGUCUGUCCUCCUCAAACAGCACUUCCAGGACGUCCUCAGCCGUGAUGACCCGGACAACUAUCAGGGACAGGCCUUUGUACCACCCGAUGAUCAGAAUGAUCAUGAGGGAGAAGACGGACAAUGGCCAGUGUGCCCCAGGGACCACUCCCUACCGCUGCUGUCAGCACCAGCGGAGAAGUCAUGGCAUCUGCCCCCCCUUGGUUUGUUUCCGUCCUCUCUGUACCCCCUGACACAGUGUGGAGCAGGAGGAAGUCCUGCGGCCUCCCAGGAUCCCUGUGCUUUGACUCCUCUGACGUGCCAGGAAGGGUCUGACUGCUACCAGCCAUACAACGAGGGAAAAUUCCCACUUGCUGGACAUGAAGUUGACGGUGCUCUGAAUGGAGCCUAUGAAAGCUCCCAUUCUGAAGGGGAUGAGACUCCACCUGGUCUCCCAGUCCUCAGCCCUACAUCCUCCAUACUCUUCCACGGGGAGCUGCGGGAGGUCGCACAGCAUGACAUCCCACAGGACUCACUGGAUGGUUGCUAUCUGACUUCCUCAGUUCUUCCUGACCUGUGUAACACCCAUUGCCCUUAUAGGAGCUCAGCCAUCAGCUCAUUUGAGGAACUGGAAGUCUGUUCUGUUCUGCAUGCAGCCAGAAAUCAUACUAACCUGGAAGAGGAGGAGGAAGACCAAGACCACAUUUUUUCCAGAAUCAUUGAUCCUCCCUGCCCAGUGAGACUCAGUUAGGAGCUGCUGAUGGUAAAAGAGAAGGAAGUCCCACAGGACGCAGUGCAUGAACGUUAUUUGACUUGCUCGAGGGUCUCUGACCUGCUGGCCUCCUAUAGGCCUUCCAGAAGUGCCUCAUCGACACCUGAUGUGCAGCAAGUCUUCAUGGUGCUGGAGGUAGACACACAAACCAUCAACAACCUGUAUGACUUAUGGGCCCUGGCCUGA